UUGUCAGUCAACCGAGUUGCUGUUUGGCGCUUUUAUUUUGCAUUGCUAUCACAUUUAAUCAAGUAACAAUACUCGUAUAAAACAAGCGCUGCCUGAAUGUCUCGAACGCUUUUUGGGUAGUCAAUCGGAACUGUGCAUAAACCGCAUAAGGAUAAGGCAAACAAGUUCUAAAAAAAUUCUUCUUCCCAAACUCAAGCUAAAGAACGUGAGAAUCUUGACUCUAGUGCCGUGAUCUGUCUUGCGCUAAGUUUAUUACUUAAAGUAAGGGAUAUUGUCAUCGUCAUGCAACAGUAGCAAUAGUUGUCACGGCAACGGAUUCUGGGCACGGAGUUCAAGGGAACUUUAUGGUUCUAUAAACAGUGGAUAUUGGAGUAUAACUCAAUCAACGAUGUACGCAACAAAACGCCGGAGACGCACCGUCAAAAGUAACAAGUCCCAACUGGUUGACCCACAGAAGAGCAACCCCAGUAAAAGACAUAGAAUUCGCCUUAAUGGGGAACUGGACACAGUGGCCAACCUACUGCCCUUUGAACAGAAUGUGAUUUCGAAGUUAGACAAGCUUUCCAUCCUGAGGUUGUCUGUGAGCUAUUUAAGGACGAAAAGCUUCUUCCAAGCUUGUCUUCAUGACCGAUACACACUUGAUGGUCGCCUGGGGACACAUGGCCACCUUUACCCAGACUCUGCUUUCACUGACACAGACACAGUGCUACAGGCUCUCAAUGGUUUCAUGACGAUUGUCAAUUGUGAUGGUGAGGUUUUCUUUGCCUCAAGGACUGUAGAACAGUAUCUAGGAUUUCACCAAUCGGAUAUUCUACAUCAGAGUGCCUUAGAGUUGAUUCACUCAGAAGAUCGCGAUGAUUUUCAGAAUCAGCUUAACUGGCGAUCUCAACUUCCUCAGAGCAAGCAGGACAUGACCCUACAACAAGUUAUGAUGCCAGAAAAUCAUCAUCUUCUCCAGCGAUCUUUCACAGUAAGGUUCCGUUGUUUGCUUGAUAACACAUCCGGUUUUAUCACACUAGAAAUCUCUGGUAAGAUCCGAAUGCUCCAUGGACAGAAUCUGAAAUGUGAUAAUGAAGAACCACCCCUGGCGCUGUUUGCGACGUGUUGCCCAUUUGGCCCCCUCCCCCUCUUAGAUACAUCACCCAGAGACUACACAUUCAAGACAAAGCACAAGAUGGACCUUGCUCCCAUCAGUAUGGACCACAGGGGAAAGAUGCUGUUUGGAUAUUCCGAUAAGGAGCUGUCUGCAAAAGGUGGCUAUGACCUCAUACAUCCUGAUGACCUGAACUACUUUGCAGCAGCUCAUCAAGAACUGAUCAAAACAGGAAGUUCAGGGUUGAUCUGCUAUCGGUUCAUCACAAAAGAUUUCCAGUGGAUUUGGCUCCAAACAAGCGCUAAAGUGAUAUAUAAGAACAGCAAGCCAGAAUUUGUGCUCUGUACACACAGACAUCUAACUGAAGAUGAAGGAAUGGAUCUCAUAGGAAAGCGCGGGAAUGAAUUCAAGCUCCCCUACCCCCUGCUAGACAUGGACACAAGUGGCUUUGGGAUGGACAGUGACAAUGAAGAGUAUAGUAAAAAGGCACCAAAACCCGCUAAGAAACCGAAAAACCAACUACGUGAUUAUCUUCAAACUGGUCGUAAACGGAAGAGCCCAUAUCGUGAAGUAAAUGGGAGCAUUGCUGCAUAUGGCUCCACCUAUCCUGGAUACCCUGGCUCAGAAGUUAAAGCAGAAGUCAUGUACCCCUAUGCCACUCCAAAUAAUAACAUUGGGAUAGACUCUGCUGAUUUCUACCGUGGGUAUACUACAUUCCCGCCAACGUUAUAUCCAACUGCCGCCACUGACCCAUACCGACUUGAAGGAGAAAAACAGCAUUAUGCCAAUAGCUACUAUUCUUCGUAUCCCAGCAGUCUUCAAUAUCCAACCAAUGGCUAUUCAGACGUGAAUGUAAUGGCCGCAAAAUAUAGCUACGAUAUGUCCAAAUAUGGAUAUGAUGUAACAGGGUAUGGGUUAGAUCUAGCUAAGCGUGGUUCAGCUUAUGAUGAUGAUAUAUCAAAAUAUGACUCUGAAUAUCGUAAAUAUAGUCAAGAUUAUGCGACAAGCGAAAAGUUAACACACAGGGUAAAUGGAUCAUAUGAUUCACUCAAGUCAACAGCAUAUGACUCGCUAAAGGCAAACAGUUAUGACACAUUGAAGGGCUCAAGUUAUGACACUUUGAAGGGCUCAAAUUACGAUAGCUUAAAAAACUCUACAUAUGACACUUUGAAAGGAGGUUCCAUAUAUCCAAGUAGUUCCGCAUAUUUGAACAGUUCAGACAGAUUACAAGGGGUCCAAAUCCCAACAGCAAGUAUCUAUCGAACUGAAGCCAGUAUCGUUGAAAAAUUCCAUUCAGACAUAGACUCUAAGAUUAUGCCCAUUGCCAGCGAGGCUGGAGGUGUAGAAGAGAUUACUAAAACAUCAGUGCCGCAUGGGCAAACAUCCGUCAUCAGGAGUGCCAGUGAAUAUUAUAAAAACAGUGUCACAAACAAUAACAAUACAAUUCUGCCGUCCUAUGCCCAAACCGCCAUUGUGGAGACCCCUUCAACACAGUGUAAUGGAUCCACUUGGACAUCCUGUAGUAAAAUGUCAGCUUAUAACAGUAUGAGUUCCAGCCCACAUCAAAACACAAACACACCCUCUCCUGUGCAUAUAACAGGGAGUGAGGCUCAUAAAAUGAACAGUCCUAACAAGGAGAAUAAUGGAGUAAUUGCAUUGAAUUCGGCAGUUACAAAUAACAGCUCCAGCCCCUCUUCAGCCACAACUGCCACCUCAGUCAUCCAACAAACCAGCAGGUUGCAUCAAAAACAGUCACUAGGUGGCAUUGCAGUGCCUGUUGUUAAGACACCUAUGAGUCUCCAUGGCAACCUACACUUGACAGCACAACACACCCCAGAAUCCAUCAGUUGGCAGGCAGCUGCAGACACAUAUAAGAAUUCUAUUAUGAAGGCUGGUGAACGUGGACACGGCAUAGACUCCAACCCUUUAUUGUCUUUCUCAGAGAUGACACAUACACUCUUGACUGGUUGAUCAAUCCUACCGCCAUCUCGAAUAUCAUUGUAAUAACAUAUGUGGAGGAAUGAUUCCGAGAGGAUUCAGAAAGUUGGCAAUUGAACCAGUCUGUCAUUUUGUACUUAACUGCCAUAAUGAAAAAUGAACAAUGAUUUAAUUUGCCAUCUUGAACAAACAUUACAUAUGAACAAAACCUUAAAACAAAACAGGAAAAUCACAAAUGAAUAAUGGCGUUCUAAACUGAAGGGCUAUAUAUUUUGUUCUGCAAUUGAAGUACCAUAUUUUAUUCAGUAUAUGAACAUUAACUCUUGGCAGCCUGGAUUUUCACACAAGUUUGGAAUUAUCUCAUCCUCGGGCUGUUGAGAGUUAAAAAGAUGCGGAUACUUCCUACACAAGGGCACAUUCCAGAAAAGUCAGAAUCUCCAUAACACUAACUAUUCCAAAUAUUUUUGAAAUGACAAUACUGUAUUAUACCAUUUUGUAUUUAAAAUAUGUUAACGAAUCAUUCCUUGUAGAAAAUAUGGCUUCAAAUUCAGUGUGCAAUAUCUUAUUUACAGUGAUUUAUAGAUAACCAGCAUCGUCAAACUCGAAUCCGAUUUUUGUGACUUGAAGAAGUCAUUUAUCUUUUACAAUUGCAUACGCUAGAGAUAUUAAACAGUGUCAUUCCAAUGGGUUUUGUACAUUACUUUUUAACAUUAACUCAACGUGUAAGUCGUCAAUAAAAUGUUACUUUUAGA
Owenia fusiformis is the source of this 3783-nucleotide messenger RNA. The record is from the annotation of a GenBank genome assembly. NCBI's taxonomy places the organism in Eukaryota, Metazoa, Annelida, Polychaeta, Sabellida, Oweniidae.